Messenger RNA from Psilocybe cubensis, 5745 nucleotides. RefSeq lists its product as uncharacterized. Gene Ontology annotation, molecular function: proton-transporting ATPase activity, rotational mechanism; ATP hydrolysis activity; ATPase binding. Gene Ontology annotation, biological process: vacuolar acidification; proton transmembrane transport. The transcript is spliced from 18 exons. The record is from RefSeq and is a predicted model, not a curated record. Gene Ontology annotation, cellular component: vacuolar proton-transporting V-type ATPase complex; proton-transporting V-type ATPase, V0 domain; fungal-type vacuole membrane. Bases 1 to 5745 code for a protein of 1914 amino acids. NCBI's taxonomy places the organism in Eukaryota, Fungi, Basidiomycota, Agaricomycetes, Agaricales, Agrocybaceae.
AUGAGCUUGGUGCAGCUUUUCGUGCCGACUGAAGUUGCCCACGACACCGUUGCAGAGCUCGGAGAAUUAGGAGAUGUACAGUUCAAAGAUUUGAACCCGAAUGUCAACCCUUUCCAGCGGUCGUUUGUUGGCGAAAUCCGACGAAUCGAGGAUAUGGGCCGUCGUGUUCGAUUUUUCGCGGCACAGAUUGCGAAAGAGAAGGACGUGGUGCCUAUUCGUUCGUUGUAUGACUCGCCCCCUCUCGUCACCGUCGGCCCCCGUGCUGCGCAGGCGAUUGAUGAGCUCGACACGACUUUGGCCGAACAUGAGAAGAGGCUAGUUAAGAUGAAUGAAAGUUACGAGACGUUAAGUGAGAGGGCGAAGGAGCUGAUUGAGGCACGACAUGUGUUGAGGGAGACGGCCGUGUUUUUCGACAAGGCCCAGGGUCACCAAACGGAUAUCCGCUCCUCUUUCGAUGACAGUGUUACCCCUUUGCUUCAAGACGACCAUGAAGCUGCCAUUUCUCACUCCAAUAUGCAAUUUGACCUUGAGUUUGUUGCUGGAACUAUUGAACGUUCCCGGAUGCCGACUUUUGAGCGUGUGCUCUGGCGUGUUCUCCGCGGUAACCUUUAUAUGAACCACACGGACAUCCCUGAGCCCUUCGUCGACCCUGCUACUGGAAAUGAAAUCCGCAAAAAUGUGUUCAUCAUCUUUGCACACGGAGAUACUCUGCUCGCCAAGAUUCGCAAAGUUGCUGAGUCUAUGGGAGGCACUCUUUAUCCCAUUGACCCGAACGCGGACAAGCGGUCCGAGUCUCUUCGUGAAGUUUCCAACCGCCUCGAAGAUACACAGACGGUCCUUUACAACACUGGAUUGAAUAGGCGUUCAGAGUUGAUGACAAUCGGCCAGAGUCUCCGCAGUUGGCAAGAUGUUGUGAAAAAAGAAAAGAUGAUCUAUGAAACCUUGAAUCUUUUCAACUACGAUGUCCGUAGGAAGACGUUGAUUGCAGAAGGAUGGGUUCCCACUAGAGACAUUACCCAAAUCCAACUGGCCCUGCGUUCCGCGACCGAGGGUGCAGGAACAAGUGUUCCUCCUAUCUUGCACGUGUUGACCACGCACAAGACGCCGCCUACUUUCCACCGGACUAACAAGUUUACUGAAGGUUAUCAGACUAUUAUGGAUGCCUAUGGUAUUUCAGCAUACCAAGAGGUCAACCCCGGAUUGUUCGCUAUCAUCACAUUCCCCUUCCUGUUCGCCGUCAUGUUCGGUGAUAUUGGCCACGGAACGAUUAUCUUCCUUGCAGCUCUGUAUAUGAUUCUCUCAGAAAGGAAGAUGGCCAAAGCCGAUCUCGGAGAAAUUAUUGGACAAUUCUUCUACGGGCGAUACAUCAUCUUGUUGAUGGGCGUCUUCUCUAUUUAUACCGGUCUUAUCUACAACGAUAUAUUUUCGAAGACACUCCAUCUGUGGCAUUCUGCGUGGUCGUUUGAUGACACGAACUCGACAGUCGUGUCAGGAGUCCUCGGCGACCAUCGGUACCCUUUCGGUUUGGACCCUGGAUGGCAUGGUGCCGAUAACGCACUCGUGUUCACGAACUCGUACAAGAUGAAAAUGUCAAUUGUGUUAGGCGUGAUUCACAUGACAUUCGCGCUGUGCUUGCAAGUACCAAAUCACUUCAAGUUUAAACGUUAUUCGGACCUGUACACGAAUUUCAUUCCGCAAAUGAUUUUCCUACAGUCUAUUUUCGGUUAUCUAGUUGUUUGCAUCUUGUACAAGUGGUCGAUUGAUUGGUCGAAAGCGACAACGCAGCCUCCGUCGCUUUUGAACAUGUUGAUCACGAUGUUCUUGCAACCAGGGACGGUUGAGGCGAGCACCCAAUUAUACCGUGGUCAGGGAACGGUGCAAGUGAUAUUGUUGUUGUUGGCCUUGGUAUGUGUGCCCUGGUUAUUACUUACGAAACCGUAUCUCGCCUGGAAAGAAAUGCACAAAAUCCAAGGUCAGGGCUACAUGUCUAUCGGCCACGACGGAGGCGCGUUGGAUGAUGUUCAUCCCAAUACCGCAGGUGUCCGGCUUGAAGAUGAGGAAGAAGGACAAGCGAUGAUACAAGACGGGGACGGGGAGGAAGAACAUCAUGAUUUUGGAGAGGUGGUUGUGCACCAGGUCAUCCACACCAUCGAAUUUUGCCUCGGUUGUAUUUCGCAUACGGCUUCGUACCUGCGUCUGUGGGCUCUGUCCCUUGCACAUGCGCAGCUCUCGGAAGUUCUUUGGAGCAUGACCCUGGAGAGAUUCCUCGGGCCGACAUCGAUUUUCGGAUGGAUUAUGCUGAUCAUUAUGGGCUGUUUCUGGUUUGUACUGACUGUGGGCAUCUUGUGUGUGAUGGAGGGACUAUCGGCGUUCUUACAUGCACUCCGGUUGCAUUGGGUGGAAGCCAACAGUAAGCAUUUCGAAGGCGGGGGACAUUUUUGCGAGUCAGGAGGCAGAGAAAUGAAGCGGGAAUGCUCCGCGGUCUCGCUGGCAAGUGGGUUGGGGCCUUUGCCAGCCAUUAACGACUUAGACAACUCUUCGAUUAUAUCCCCACAAAAGAUAUUAGAAAUGCCCGCCGCUGUUGCCUCCGCUGCCGCCGCCUCCACCCCCGCCUCCCUCAAAGCCGCUGUUGCUCCCAUCGAGGGCCAGCUGGACAUCACCGGUCUCUUCCAGGCCGACAAGUCCACCCGCGAAGCUGCUGCCAAGUCUCUGGCCGCUAUCGCCCAAAAAGACGGCCCCUCCGCCCUGACUUCCCUCAAAUUUGGCGAUGCUAUCGUCAAGGCUAUUGCCGACAAAAAAUCCCCUGCCGCCCGUGAGGGCGCUGCGGAUGCCAUCUCCGCCCUUGUUAAGAACGGCGCUGUCAAGUCUUUGGAGCCAAUCUUCAUCGACUCUGGCAUCUACAAUGCCCUCCUCGAGACCUUUGCCGACAAAAUGCCCGCUGUCAGGACAGCUGCUGUUGAGGCCGUGCGUCUUUACAUUUCCGCCAUGAACCCCUGGGCUACUUCCCUCAUCCUCCCCGCCCUUCUUCACGAGAUCAAGACCGCCGGUAAAUGGCAGGUCAAGAUGGGCUCUCUCGUCGCUCUCGACCAGCUCGUUGUCAGCGCCCCCGUCCAGACCGCCCGCCUUAUGCCCGACAUCGUCCCCGUUCUCUCUGAGGCGAUUUGGGAUACCAAGGCCGAUGUGAAGAAGGCUGCUCGUGAAUCGCUGACCAAGGCCACCGCUCUGGUGUCAAACAAGGACAUUGAACGCUUUAUUCCUGCUCUUAUUAAGGCUCUUAUUAAUCCCGUUGAGGAGGUCCCUGGUACCAUCGCCCUCCUCUCGGCCACCACAUUCGUUUCUGAAGUAGAUUCGCCUACCCUCUCCCUCAUGGUCCCCCUGCUCUCCCGUGGUCUUUCUGAGAAGCUUACCGCCACCAAGCGCAAGGUCGCUGUCAUUGCUGACAACAUGGCUAAGCUCGUCGACUCCCACGUCACUGUCCGACCUUUCAUCCCUAAACUCCUUCCCGGAUUCAUCAAGGUCGAGGGCACCAUCGGUGACCCCGAAGCGCGCAGUGUCGUCGCUCGCGCCAUCGCCACCCUCCGUCAAGUUGGACAGGUUCCCGCUGACAGCGAUGGUUCAGAUCUCCCUCCUCUUCACCACGCUGACGAGAAGCAGCUCGCCCACUCCCUCAUUGCCAUCUACAAGAAGCUCGGCACUACCAUCUCUGCUGGCAAUGUCGACACCAUGUACGCUUCUUCCCUGGCUGCCAAUCUCGUGAACGCCAAGAACUUUGAUGUUCCCGAGUGGGAUGGCCUUGCUCCUUACCUCGCCUUCGUCGCCUCCACCCCCGACCCCAUUACUGUCGCUCGCGAGUGGGUUGUCCGUUCCGCCACCGAAGGAACUGAUGACGGCGAAGUCCCUGAGGAUGAGGAGGAGGGCGAGGACCUUUGCAACUGCCAGUUCUCCCUGGCUUAUGGUGCUAAGAUCUUGCUCAACACCGCCACCCUCCGUCUCAAGCGUGGACACCGCUACGGUCUCUGCGGUAAGAACGGUACCGGAAAGUCGACCCUCAUGCGCGCCAUCACCAACGGCCAGGUCGAGGGCUUCCCCUCCCCUGAUGAGGUCCGCACUUUCUACGUCGAGCACGAUAUCGACGGCUCCGAGGAGGAGACCUCUGUCCUCCAGUUCAUCCUCGACGACAAGCGUGUUGAGGUCAGCCGUGAGGAGAUCGUCGAGACCCUCGCCUCUGUCGGAUUCUCCGAUGAGCGCCAGAAGCACGCCAUUGGCAGUCUUUCUGGUGGUUGGAAGAUGAAGCUCGCCCUUGCUCGUGCCAUGCUGUUCAAGGCCGACAUUCUCCUUCUCGAUGAGCCCACUAACCAUUUGGAUGUCGUCAACGUCGCCUGGUUGGAGAACUACCUCACCAACCUCAAGACCUGCACUUCCAUCAUUGUGUCUCACGACUCUGGCUUCCUUAACAACACCAUCACUGACGUUCUCCACUUGAACCGCUUCAAGCUCAAGAGGUACCGUGGUAACCUCGAGAAGUUCGUCCAGCAGGUGCCUGAGGCUAAGUCCUACUACACUUUUGAGGCUGCCGAGGACUACAAGUUCAAGCUUCCCGACCCCCCUCUCCUUGAGGGUGUCAAGACCAAGGAGAAGUCCCUCCUCAAGAUGCGUCAAGUUGGAUUCCAAUACCCAACUCAGCCCGUCCAACAGCUCUAUGACAUCACCCUCCAAGUUUCCCUCUCCUCCCGUGUUGCCGUCCUUGGUCCCAACGGUUCCGGAAAGUCAACCCUCGUCAAGCUCCUCAUCGGCGACAUGGAGCCCAACAAGGGUGGUGAGAUCUGGAAGCACCCUAACUUGGUCAUUGGUUACGUUGCCCAGCACGCUUUCCACCACAUUGACCAGCAUCUCGACAAGACUCCUCUCGAGUACAUGCUUUGGCGUUACCAGACCGGAGAGGAUCUCGAGGAGAUGAUGAAGGCUAACCGCGUCAUCACCGAGGAGGAACAGGCCAAGAUGAAGGAGGGUGCCAACAUCGUCGUCGAGGGUCAGAAGCGCAUCAUCGACGAGAUCAUCAACCGUAAGAAGCUUAAGCAGUCUUACGAGUACGAGGUCUCGUUCAAGGGUCUCUCCUCGUCCGAGAACAUCUGGAUUCCCCGUGAUGACCUCAUCAAGCGCGGUUUCGAGAAGAAAGUCCUCGAGGUCGAUACCCGUGAGGCUCAGCGCGCCGGUAUGUUGCGCCCUCUCGUCCGUCGCGAGAUCGAGAAGCACUUCGCCGACUUCGGUCUCGAGGCCGAGUUCGUCUCCCACAACACCAUGAGGGGUCUCUCUGGUGGUCAGAAGGUCAAGAUCGUCCUCGGUGCUGCUACUUGGCGUCGUCCCCACGUUAUCUGCCUUGACGAACCCACUAACUACCUCGAUCGUGAGUCGCUCGCUGCCCUCAUCGAGGCCCUCAAGGUCUUCGAGGGAGGUGUCCUCGUCAUUACCCACAACAGGGACUUCUCCGAAUCCAUCUGCAAGGAAGUCUGGGCUAUGCGCGAUGGUCGUCUCGAGGCUUCCGGCCACAACUGGGUUGAGGGACAGGGCUCUGGUCCCCGCAUCGACAAGGCUGCUGGUGAGGAGGAGGACCAGUACGACGCUAUGGGUAACAAGAUCGACAGUAAGAAGACGAAGAAGCUUACUUCUUCUGAGGCUCGUAAGCUGAAGAAGGAGCGUAUGGCCCGCAAGAAGAGGGGCGAGGAAAUCACCGAUGAUGAGCUCUGA